This is a messenger RNA of Diospyros lotus (date-plum), 608 nucleotides long. Its product is annotated as ethylene-responsive transcription factor ERF087-like. Bases 58 to 465 code for a protein of 135 amino acids. The transcript has a single exon. The record is from RefSeq and is a predicted model, not a curated record. Gene Ontology annotation, molecular function: DNA binding; DNA-binding transcription factor activity. Gene Ontology annotation, biological process: regulation of DNA-templated transcription. Lineage: Eukaryota; Viridiplantae; Streptophyta; Magnoliopsida; Ericales; Ebenaceae.
CUUGCCUUCUCUGCGUUCCCAUAAUUUGAGGGCCUUGGAAGUUCUCAAUUCAAUAAUAUGGAAGAAUAUCAUGUUCCCCAGCCCCAGGUGAGAAACCCACGAAGAAGAAGCUCCACCAGAUACCUCGGCGUUCGCCGGCGGCCGUGGGGCCGGUACGCCGCCGAGAUCAGGAAUCCCUACACCAAGGAGAGACACUGGCUGGGCACUUUCGACACUGCCGAGGAAGCCGCAUUGGCUUAUGAUCUCUCCUCCAUCUCUUUCAGCGGUCUUGACAGAGCCAAGACCAACUUCCAUUACCCAUUAAUGCUGCAGCCCAGAGAAAGUGAUGAGACAAACUGCUACUGCGCCGAUGUGAGCAAUAGUUCCAGCGGCAGUGGUGAUCAUGAAGAUGAUGAAUCUGUCCUCAUUGCCUCCAUUUUACAGAGCUUCUCCCAGCCCAGCAAUAACUUGCCUUCUUGUCCUUGAGUUACUGAAAGCAAGCUUCUACAACGCACGUAUUUGGUGCAGUUGAGCAACGCUGCAUGUGCUGCUCGCCCUUUUGAUUUCGACUGCCAUGUAUUCUGAACAAUUAUGAGCCAUGGUGAUGGUAAAGAUGAUGAAUACCCCGU